AAUGGUCAGGAUAAAAUCUUAUUUCAUUAUAUAUGCAGCACCUGAACUGUUUCGCGAUGAAAGCUAUUAUGGCGUCUUCGUAGACGUUUGGGCUCUAGGAAUAAUGUUAUAUUUUAUGGUAACAGGAGUUAUGCCUUUUAGAGCAGAGACGGUUGGAAAAUUGAAAAAAUGUAUUCUAGAAGGCACAUUUACAAUACCUUCUUACGUGUCAGACAGUUGCCAAUUUUUAAUACGUUCCAUUUUACGUCCAUUACCUACGGAUCGUUUUACCCUUGAUCAAGUUGAACGAGCUGAUUGGCUUAGGGAUGAAAUUUUUCCUGAAGCCUUGGAAAAAUACGAAAUAACCCCUGCCGUUCAUCCCUCGAACGGUGUUUCAGAAGAGGAGCGAGAGGCUUAUAAAGCCAUGUCGAAUCUCGGUAUACAAGUUGAACAUAUUGAACAAUCAUUUGGGAAGCAUGCCAGAAGUAGUAUUACUGGGACUUAUAGGAUUUUGCUCCAUUCUAUUCAAAAGAAAAAAUCUGGAGGUAGUGAAAUAUAUAAUCAACAAGCCGAAAGCGUUAAAAAGACGUCCAUGAACAAUAAAUACCAUGAAAAUAAGAAGAGCGCUUUCUGCAAUAUUUUAUAG
Dimorphilus gyrociliatus is the source of this 625-nucleotide messenger RNA. NCBI's taxonomy places the organism in Eukaryota, Metazoa, Annelida, Polychaeta, Dinophilidae. The record is from the annotation of a GenBank genome assembly.